UGUUCGUUUGUUUUCACCCAACAAAAGAAAAAUACAUGACUAUGGAAGAUCAGUUUCCGAAAAUGGAAAACUUCAUGCACAAGGAAUCGCCAUCUUAUUUUCAUAGUCUGAUGCCUUCAGGAUUGAAGUUUUUUGGCGAUUCAAACUUUUGGGGUGACUUGAAUGAGACUGCUUGCGGUGAUCACUGCCUGAAUUCUUCAUCUUCCCCACCUGAUAGAUUGUUUUCGAGUUCUGAGUCUAGUUCAUCGGCUGAAGAGGUUUCUGGUGCCAAUUUGCUUAAUAACAUUCCUGGAUUCAUCAAACAGGACGUUGUUAGGGAGCAGUUUGUUUCAGGAUUGAGUUGUGUUCAUCCACAUGGCAGAGCUUCGGUUUUUUAUGAGAAAGAUAGUUUUAUUCCUGUAAAUUUCUUGCAGUCUUUUCCGAAACUGACUCAAGCUCAAGUUUCUGAACCGCCUUAUCCAUCUUCAUUAUGUACCACGUCCAAAUUCCCAAAUUUAACUUUGUUUUUGAAGGAACCUCCCAUGUUAAAAUCUCCAGCACAAAUGGCUGAAUCAAUAGGCAAGAACCCUUCAUUUGGUCACAUUCAGUGUGAACCGGGAAACGAAUGGCUUAAAGUCAACGAAAGUUUGACGAAUUAUUCCUCCAAAGGCUUCAGUGAUUACAGGCUCAGCACAACGAAGACACAAACAAUGAAAUACACAGGAAGAAGACUGCAAAACCAACAUAAAAGAGGUCCAAAAUUGUCAUCAGUUUCAUCACCGGGAAAACUCUAUAGAGGGGUGAGGCAAAGGCACUGGGGCAAAUGGGUUGCAGAAAUAAGGCUUCCAAGAAAUAGAACAAGGGUUUGGCUGGGGACUUUCGACACAGCGGAAGAAGCCGCGAUCGCUUAUGACACAGCUGCAUAUAUCCUCCGUGGAGACUAUGCGCAUUUGAAUUUUCCGGAACAGAAGCAUCAACUAAAGAUAAGUUCUUUGAAUAGAACAACGGCAGCUCUUCUUGAAGCGAAGUUGCAGGCGUUAUCCCAAGGCAUUGCUUUGAAUAAAAAGGCUAAUGACCACCAGCAACUAUCGACUUCGCCAAAGAAAAAUUCGUCCGCUCAGAAUGCAGAAGUGCUCAAAAAUGUGCGCCAAAACACACAAACUACAACAAAUUGUCAGUUUGCGUUGGAGAGUAAAGUUGGAUCAAAAGUGAGUGAAAAUAACAAGAAAAAUCAGGAGGUUUCAUCACAUAUGGAUACUGUUCAGUUAAGUAGAAUGCCCUCCUUGGACAUGGAUAUGAUUUGGGAUGCUCUUUUGGUCUCUGAUUCAUGACAAUUUUUUCCUUUUCACAAAUCAAACUUCAUGAGGGGUUAUGUUAAUUAUCAAUGGUGGAUUUAAUUUGCUUAAGUGAUGAUUUACUUUAAGCAAUGUUUUUUCAUUUA
Molecule: messenger RNA, 1420 nt
Organism: Mangifera indica (mango)
Lineage: Eukaryota; Viridiplantae; Streptophyta; Magnoliopsida; Sapindales; Anacardiaceae
Product: ethylene-responsive transcription factor ERF062-like
Exons: 1
Coding region: 36-1310 (424 amino acids)
Biological process (GO): regulation of DNA-templated transcription
Molecular function (GO): DNA binding; DNA-binding transcription factor activity
Source: RefSeq, a predicted model, not a curated record